CGGCGGCGGCCAGAGCUGUCAGGCCUGGGAGGACUCAGGGCACCUUCUCUCGGUCGGUGAGUCCCCGCUGGUGGCAGGGCCCCAGGCCCAGGUGAGUCGCUGCGGGAUCCCGAAGCUGCGGCCCACACAAGCUGCACAGCUAGCGCCUGCGCGCUGGCCCGCCAGCCAAUCGCAGGCCUCCUUCCUGCUGCGCCCUUUGACCCUGCGCCUGGGAAUCCCGACCCGCUCGGCCCGGACGCCGGCUUCCCUGCGGGUUCCCGCUAGCAAAACAUUCACUAUUUUGGAGUUUAAAGUAUGUCAUCAUGGCAAAAUUUCGAAGAAAGACUUGCAUCAUUUUGUCGCUUUUUAUUCUAUUUAUUUUCUCUCUGAUGAUGGGCUUAAAGAUGCUGAGGCCGAAUACAGCAUCCUUUGGAACUCCUUUUGGGCUUGACCUUCUUCCAGAACUUCAUCCACCGAAGGCCCCCUUGGGAAACAAAGUUGACUUCCAAAAGAGUGAUAGAAUCAACAUGGAAACGAAUACCAAGAAUUUCAAAACUGCUGGCAUGACUGUGAGGCCACCCAAAACCUCUGAAGGGAACCUGGAGGAACUGCCUCCUCUGAAUUAUUUUUUACAUGCAUUUUAUUACAGUUGGUAUGGAAAUCCACAAUUUGAUGGUAAAUAUAUUCACUGGAAUCAUCCAGUCCUGGAGCAUUGGGACCCUAGAAUAGCCAAGAACUAUCCACAAGGGAGACAUACUCCUCCAGAUGAUAUUGGCUCCAACUUUUAUCCUGAGUUAGGAAGUUACAGCUCUCGGGACCCUUCUGUCAUAGAAACUCACAUGAGACAGAUGUGCUCAGCCUCAAUUGGAGUCCUGGCCCUUUCUUGGUACCCACCUGAUUCCAAUGAUGAGAACGGAGAAGCUACUGAUCAUUUGGUACCAACUAUUUUGGAUAAAGCUCAUAAAUAUAAUCUGAAGGUCACUUUUCACAUAGAGCCAUAUAGCAAUCGAGAUGAUCAAAACAUGUAUAAAAAUGUCAAAUAUAUUAUAGACAAAUAUGGAAGCCAUCCAGCCUUUUAUAGAUACAAGACAAGGACCGGGCAUUCUCUGCCUAUGUUUUAUGUCUAUGAUUCCUAUAUCACGAAGCCUAAAGUGUGGGCCAAUCUGUUAACACCUUCAGGAUCUCAGAGUGUUCGCAGUUCUCCUUAUGAUGGAUUGUUUAUUGCACUUUUGGUAGAAGAAAAGCAUAAAUAUGAUAUUCUUCAAAGUGGAUUUGAUGGAAUUUACACAUACUUUGCUACAAAUGGUUUUACAUAUGGCUCAUCACAUCAGAAUUGGGCUAACCUGAAAUCAUUUUGUGAUAAGAACAACUUGAUAUUUAUCCCAAGUGUAGGCCCAGGAUACAUAGAUACAAGCAUCCGUCCAUGGAACACUCAGAACACUAGAAACCGCAUCAACGGGAAGUAUUAUGAAGUUGGUCUAAGUGCUGCACUCCAGACUCACCCCAGUUUAAUUUCCAUCACCUCUUUCAAUGAGUGGCAUGAAGGAACUCAAAUUGAAAAGGCUGUCCCCAAAAGAACCACUAACACAGUGUACCUGGAUUACCGGCCUCAUAAGCCAAGCUACUAUCUAGAACUAACACGAAAGUGGUCUGAGAAAUACAGUAAGGAAAGAAUGACAUAUGCAUUGGAUCAACAGCUGCCUGCCUCGUAAUGUCUCACUUAGAAUCUAUCAAAUCGUCUAGUUUCAGUAAACGCCUUGUGUUUUAUGUUAUGGAGAGAAAACUGUCAAAAUCAAUGAGCACUUGCUACUGUUACCUUUAUCAAUUAUUUCAUUUUUACUCUUUAAAAAAAUGAUAUUAUUUGUCCUACAAUGGACAGUACUGUACAAAGAAAACAUUUGAUGAGAAAAGUCAUGUUGGUAACAUUCCUGAUUGCAUAAUUUUCUGAAUUUCUGACUGCAAUUGAAGUUUUAAUGGAAUUGCCUUUAGGUUUUUGUUUCACAGUAGAGAAAAUGCUUGCAUUCCAUAAACCAUCUAACGCACAAGUCAGCUGAACUUGUAUUCUGGGUCCAAAGACAUAGGAGUGCGUACGUGUCAGGUACAUCUGACAACAAAAAUACAAACCUACCGUCAGGUGGUGGUGGCUCACACCUUUAAUCCCAGCACUCUGGAGGCAAACAGAUCUCUGAGUUGGAGGCCAGCAUGGUCUACAGAGUAAGUUCCAGAACAGGCUCCAAAGCUACACAGAGACACCCUGUCAUGAAAAGCCAGAAAAAAAGAAAAAAAAAAAAAAUACAGACCUAAGGACAAUAGACAGAUGUGCUUCAUUUCUGAACACUUCAGUGACUCGGAAAUUUGUUAGUAUCCAGAUUCUGGCUGGCUUCCCCUGGUGAUCAAAUUCAUUUCUCAAGUUUCUUGUGAGCACAGACUUGUUUAAAUUACAGGCUAUUUUACUGUAUUUUUCUAGUCUGACUGUUAGCCGUGUUCUGUUAAAGACGGGCUUUGUGCACAGCAUUUGUAGUGUCAUCAUUUGAAGACUCACGUGCCCACAGUACAGAGUGCCUUUGCGUGUGUAAUGCCCAUGGUUCGCUCUGCUGAAUUAAAGACUAGGAACCUUAGGAGGAAGCUUGGUAAAUGUUAGUGACUGCUUCUCAGCUAUGAGGAAACCAUUGUUUCUCAGUCAGAAGGUUUACUGUGUUCACAUACUCUGUUUUGAGGGCAUUUUGUCAGUCUUUCUGGGUCUCAUUUUCUUAUUCAUAUCUUAAAAUUAAAUGUUCACCAUAGACUACUGAACUAAGAAAGGAUGAUGUUAAUAUUAGAAUUGUUUUCCUUUUAAUUUAAUUUUAUUGUAAAUAAUAGAGAAAAUGUACUUACCACUUCAAAACUAGAGAUAGAUCAAAAAUUAUUUUUAAAGUAACACCAUGUUUUUUGAGUUAUGUGCUCAUAUGAAAGUCUUACACUUUUACGUUGUCUAUUGGGUUAAAAAGAAAUUGUCAGUGAUCCAUACCUGUCAUAUGGUUACAAAUUGAUAACUUUUAUGCUAAAAAUAAAUUAUUUUAAAAAUGAAAAAUAGUAAAAAUCUGCUGAAUUCAAUAUUUAUAAUUGUAAUAGAAAAAACAGCUAGUCUACCUAGUUUUACACAAGUGUUAUUUCUUAGUUCUACUGAGAGAGUCAGUUGAGUCAUGUUAACAAUAAUGCACACGCAAUCUCCAGAGGAUAAAGACAUUCAGAAACAGAUUGGUUCUGGAAGUUAUCAUAGAAUACAUAGCAGAGAGGAGACAUUUUUCGGGGGAGGGAGACUGAUGGGCGAGUAAAGUGCUUUCUUUGUAAGCAUGAGGCUCU
Molecule: messenger RNA, 3321 nt
Organism: Peromyscus eremicus (cactus mouse)
Lineage: Eukaryota; Metazoa; Chordata; Mammalia; Rodentia; Cricetidae
Gene: Manea
Product: mannosidase endo-alpha
Exons: 5
Coding region: 303-1691 (462 amino acids)
Cellular component (GO): Golgi apparatus
Molecular function (GO): alpha-mannosidase activity
Source: RefSeq, a predicted model, not a curated record